Megalops cyprinoides (Indo-Pacific tarpon) is the source of this 1732-nucleotide messenger RNA. Its product is annotated as myoblast determination protein 1 homolog 2-like. NCBI's taxonomy places the organism in Eukaryota, Metazoa, Chordata, Actinopteri, Elopiformes, Megalopidae. Gene Ontology annotation, molecular function: RNA polymerase II cis-regulatory region sequence-specific DNA binding; DNA-binding transcription factor activity, RNA polymerase II-specific; protein dimerization activity. The transcript has 3 exons. Gene Ontology annotation, biological process: positive regulation of myoblast differentiation; muscle organ development; regulation of transcription by RNA polymerase II. The record is from RefSeq and is a predicted model, not a curated record. Bases 232 to 1059 code for a protein of 275 amino acids.
GGUGCAUUAGUAGCCAUACUCGGGAACUGGCACGUACUGUCUCUGUUUCAUUAGGCCGUCUUGUGAAGAAAUCUAACUUUUCUAUCACCGUUCUGGUAAAAAUUAAAAUAACAAAACCAAAAAACGAGUAGUUCCACGGAUUCUGUUCGUUCAGCCCUCAAAACGUAGAGAGGGCAAAACUUCAGAGGCAACUUCAAAUACAAGUUGAUCUGGAAUUUGAAAUAGAAAGCGAUGGAGCUGUCGGAUAUCCCUUUUCCAAUCACCUCUGCUGACGACUUUUAUGACGACCCUUGCUUCAACACGAGUGACAUGCACUUCUUCGAGGACCUGGACCCGAGACUCGUUCACGUGGGUCUCCUGAAGCCGGAUGAUCACCAUCACAACGAAGACGAACACAUCCGGGCACCGAGCGGACACCACCAGGCUGGCAGGUGUCUCCUCUGGGCUUGCAAAGCCUGCAAGAGGAAGACCACCAACGCGGAUCGCAGGAAAGCAGCCACCAUGCGGGAGAGGAGGCGGCUGAGCAAAGUCAACGAUGCCUUCGAGACCUUAAAAAGAUGCACCUCCACGAACCCCAACCAGAGGUUACCCAAAGUGGAGAUUCUAAGAAAUGCCAUCAGCUACAUCGAGUCCCUGCAGUCCCUCCUCAGAGGGCAGGACGAGAACUACUACCCAGUGCUGGAACACUACAGUGGCGACUCUGACGCAUCCAGCCCGAGGUCCAAUUGCUCAGAUGGAAUGAUGGACUUCAGUGGCCCACCGUGCACUUCAAGGAGAAGGAACAGCUACGACAGCACUUACUUCAACGAAACACCAAAUGAUUCCAGAAGUAACAAGAACUCAGUCAUUUCCAGUCUGGAUUGCCUAUCCAGCAUCGUGGAGCGAAUUUCAACAGACACCUCCACCUGUCCAGCACUGCACAUCCAGGAAGGCUCAGAUGGCAGUCCUUGCUCCCCCCAAGAGGGGUCCAUCCCGAGCGAGCCAGGAGCACCCGUCCCGUCCCCGACCAACUGUUCUCAGCCUCCUCACGAUCUAAACCCCAUCUAUCAGGUUCUAUGAAGAGUCUUGGUAGCCCCAAAAGGAAGAGCCUCGUCGAACUAACCAAACAUUCUUGAAUACAAUUAUAUUCCUUUUUAAAAAGUGAAAGAAAAACAGACGCAUGGACUGAGUUACCAUAUGUUGCUGAUGAAAAAAGGGGGAACGAUUAAGUUUCCAUUCUUGUCCAAUAAUAGAACGGUGUCCAAUUCCUUAAAGGAAAAGUACCCAUAUUCAAGCCAUGUAAACACGUAUAGCCUACAUAGUGCGUACAAUCUGUUAGAUUCUUGUUAUUUAUGUUGUGUAUUUUUAUGUUUCGUAAUUACAGCAGCUUUGGGUCACCAGUAGCAUGCUUUCCGACUUGGCUUGACACGGGUUACCUUUAAUCAAACGUGAAAAACUGAAAGAACCUUCUGUCUGUGCCAUCUACGUUGUUCAGCAUUCUCAAAUUGUGGUUGUGAAAGGAAAAAUAAGCCAUACAAACCCAAUCUGGAAAAUGAGGACCAUUUUUUGUACAUUUGUAAAUAAGGGCUGCUUUGGAAAAAAAAAAAAAUCAAACGAAACGUUGAAGUAUUUAAUGUUGCUUGUUGAUAGAGACGCUUGGUUUGUUGUGUCAGAUGUUUAACUUUAUAUUUAUAUAUCUUCAAAAAUGAGUGAAUGUUAACGUUUUAAUAAAGAAACAAAUGUGUUAUUUAUA